AUGUGCAUGGCGUUCGAUGCGCUCCGGCACACCCACCACUGGCGCGAGGGGGAGCUGCUCAUCUGGGACAACCGCGCCCUGCUGCACCGCGCGCUGCCGUGGGACGUCGAGAGCGUGCGCCGCAUCAUGCGGAGGGUCGUCGUGCUCGGCGAUGUCGAGCGAGACGUGCCGCGGCGGUGGAGCGGUGAGGAUGCGUGCUGA
Messenger RNA from Emiliania huxleyi CCMP1516, 201 nucleotides. RefSeq lists its product as hypothetical. The record is from RefSeq and is a predicted model, not a curated record. The transcript is spliced from 2 exons. Gene Ontology annotation, molecular function: oxidoreductase activity. Bases 1 to 201 code for a protein of 66 amino acids. NCBI's taxonomy places the organism in Eukaryota, Haptophyta, Isochrysidales, Noelaerhabdaceae.